Molecule: messenger RNA, 1740 nt
Organism: Cutaneotrichosporon cavernicola
Lineage: Eukaryota; Fungi; Basidiomycota; Tremellomycetes; Trichosporonales; Trichosporonaceae
Exons: 2
Coding region: 1-1740 (579 amino acids)
Molecular function (GO): flavin adenine dinucleotide binding; N,N-dimethylaniline monooxygenase activity; NADP binding
Source: RefSeq, a predicted model, not a curated record
AUGACCAUCGACACGAACAUCGACCGCACUGCAACGCCGGACCCAUGGGCUGGCCUCGGCGCGCCAAACGGCGACCAGGAGGCGAUCGGGUAUGAGCUGCGCGACCAGUAUAUCGGGCAGAAGCGGCGGGUGCGGGUCAUCACCAUCGGUGGCGGGGCUAGUGGUAUCAACAUGGCAUACCAGAUCGAUAAGUGGAUGACUGGGGUUGAGCACGUCGUGUAUGAGAAGAGCGCCGAGCUCGGUGGAACCUGGCUCGACAACCGGUAUCCCGGCUGUGCCUGCGACGUGCCCUCGCACGACUACCAGUUCAGCUUCCACCCGAACCCGAACUGGUCGCACUUCUACUCUGGCUCCCCCGAGAUCUGCGACUACAUGAACUCGGUCGUGGACAAGUACAACCUCCACAACCACUUCAAGUGCGGGCACGAAGUCACUUCUGCACGAUGGGACGACGACGCAGCGCAGUGGGUCGUUGGGAUCAAGGGCCCGAACGGGGAGUUUGAGGACCGUGCCGACUUCCUCGUCAACGGUAGCGGGAUUCUCAACAACUGGCGCUGGCCCGACAUCCCGGGCAUCCAGGAGUUCAAGGGCAAGUUGAUGCACACGGCCCGUUGGGACCAGGAGUACGAUUUCAAGGGGAAGCGAGUCGCGUGUAUCGGGGUCGGGUCUAGUGCUGUGCAGACAGUUCCGGCCCUGGUUCCGAUCGUGGACAGCAUGACUUGUUUCAUUCGCUCUGGCGCCUGGAUCACCCCGGUCGGUGCGGCGCCACAAUAUGCCGGGCCAGAAGGUUCGAAUAAGGCGUAUACGGAGGAGGAGAAGAAACGGUGGGCGGAGAACCCGGAUGAGUUCCUCGCGUAUCGAAAGGAUAUCGAGGACGCGCUCAACGCUCGUUUCCGGAUGUACCUCAAAGACACCAAGGAGCAGGAGGCAGCAGUCAAGGUCGCGAGGGCACACAUGGCCGCGCGGCUGGUCAAGAAACCCGAGCUGGUGCAACUUCUCACGCCCAAGUUUUCGCUCGGAUGUCGCCGCCUCACUCCCGGCAAUGGAUUCCUCGAGAGCCUGUGCGAGGACCACGUGUCGGUGAUUUCGGACCCCAUCGAACGCAUCACCGAGAACGGCCUGAUCACAAAGGACGGAAAGCUACAUGAGGUUGAUGCGAUCGUUUGCGCGACGGGCUUUGACGUCUCGCUCCUCCCCCGGUUCCCCUUUACGGGAAAGAAGGGCGCCGACCUCAAGGAGCGAUGGAACAACGGCCCCGUCGAGGGAUAUAUGAGUCUCAUGGUCGACGAGUUCCCGAACUACUUCAUGUUCCUUGGGCCUAGCGCGCCGGUUGCCCAUGGAUCCUUGACACAGACAAUCGAGUGGUGCUCACACUACAUGCUCAAGUGCAUUAGCAAGAUGCAGGCCGAGGGCAUCCGCUCCAUCUCGCCCAAGAAGGAGGUGGUGCGCAAGUUCAACAUCCACCGUAACGCCAUGAUGCCCACCACCGCCUGGAGCUCUACCUGCAGCUCGUGGUACAAGAAUGGUAAAGCGGACGGGCCGGUCAUUGCCAUUCAUCCCGGAAGCAAGCUGCACUUCUUCGACAUGACCAAGACGCCGCGCUUCGAGGACAUGGACAUCGAGUACGACGACGAGAACAUGUUUGCGUACCUCGGCAGCGGCUUCUCCAAACUCGAGAUCGAGCCUGGGCACGACAUGUCGUACUUUAUCACCGACCCAAGUCUCACACUCCCAUGGUAG